AUGUUUGAGACUGAAAAAGUAUCACUAAAGGUUGUAAAGUUAAAUACAAAAGAUAUCCAAGCCAUUGCCGAGCUGCAGACUGAGAGCCCGCGUGCCUUGGCCGGGCUCAACUCGCUGGAUGCUGUGAAGCGCAAGAUCCAGGCACUGCAGCAGCAGGCAGAGGACGAGGAGGACUGCGCACAAAGGCUGCAGUGCGAGCUGGAUGGCGAGCGCGAGCGCCACGAGAAAGCUGAAGGAGAUGUGGCGGCUCUCAAUCGACACAUCCAGCUUGUGGAGGAUUUGGACCAGGCUCAGGAACGACUGGCCACCGCCCUGCAAAAACUGGAGGAAGCAGAAAAAGCUGCAGACGAGAGUGAGAGAGGAAUGAAGGUGAUAGAAAACUGGGCCAUGAAAGAUGAAGAGAAGAUGGAGAUCCAAGAGUUGCAGCUCAAAGAGGCCAAGCACAUUGCCGAGGAGGCUGACCGCAAAUAUGAGGAGGUAGCUCGUAAGUUGGUGAUCCUGGAGGGCGAGCUGGAAAGGGCAGAGGAGCGUGCGGAGGUGUCCAAACUAAAAUGCCGUGACCUGGACGAAGAACUCAAGAAUGUCACGAACAAUCUGAAAUUGCUCGAGGCUGCAUCUGAAAAGUAUUCUGAAAAGGAGGAUAAAUAUGAAGAAGAAAUUAAACUUCUGUCUGACAAACUGAAAGAGGCUGAGACCCGCGGUGAAUUUGCAGAGAGAACGGUUGCAAAACUGGAAAAGACCAUUGAUGACCUGGAAGACGCUAAAUGA
Molecule: messenger RNA, 768 nt
Organism: Heterocephalus glaber (naked mole-rat)
Lineage: Eukaryota; Metazoa; Chordata; Mammalia; Rodentia; Bathyergidae
Product: tropomyosin alpha-4 chain
Source: RefSeq, a predicted model, not a curated record